Aspergillus viridinutans is the source of this 660-nucleotide messenger RNA. RefSeq lists its product as uncharacterized. The coding region runs from base 1 to 660 and encodes 219 amino acids. The transcript has a single exon. NCBI's taxonomy places the organism in Eukaryota, Fungi, Ascomycota, Eurotiomycetes, Eurotiales, Aspergillaceae. The record is from RefSeq and is a predicted model, not a curated record.
AUGUACUCUAUACCAGGUCUAGAUCAGACCACGCUAGACAGGAACCGUGUGUCUCGCCGAAUUCUUGCUGAUGUCCGUGAACGGCGGCAAGAAUCAUGGGGUUGGGUAGUCUAUCGCACUACAUACAAAUCAGACCCAGCAUUUCGCAAAGCGAUUGACAUUAUCAAUUCCUGGACCAAGCGGGAAGUCUACAAAGACCUCCAUACCAUGGGUCUCCAAAAUGCAGACCCCACACCAAACGAUGAGCUAUGGGCGUGCCACCGGUUAACUGUUAUGGAGGAUCCAGAACAACUUAAUGGUGCGUCAAUCAAGGAUGUGCGUUCGCAUUUUGAAUCUUGGGUAGAAGGACAAGGUAUGCGGGAUCGGUGGAAUAAAUACUGUGUUUGUAUGAUGAUUGAUGAUGAGGUUCUUGAAUUGCUGGUGAAUGAGGUGCCAUUAGCAGAAGAACACAAAGAAAUGCAUGGCAUGCGCUGUGUGGAGGAGAUCAACACAUGGUAUGUUAAGGUUAUUGAGGCGUUUCCAGAAGCAGAUGAAGGUGAUGAAGACUAUGAAGGAUGGUAUACAAUGGUGAGACUAUGGUCGUCUAUGGGUGAUGCGACGAAUAUGGUGGACUUCUGGUAUAAAGUGGAGGAUGGAGAUAAUGGAGUUUAUUCAGCAUGA